Molecule: messenger RNA, 696 nt
Organism: Sporothrix brasiliensis 5110
Lineage: Eukaryota; Fungi; Ascomycota; Sordariomycetes; Ophiostomatales; Ophiostomataceae
Product: GINS complex subunit 3
Exons: 2
Coding region: 1-696 (231 amino acids)
Biological process (GO): mitotic DNA replication initiation
Cellular component (GO): GINS complex
Source: RefSeq, a predicted model, not a curated record
AUGUCGUACUAUGACGUGGACGACAUCCUCACGGAUGCAGAGAAAAUUCCAUGCGAGUUCCAGAUUGACGUCCCCGGCCUCGGCUACCUCGACCAGACCCCCUCCCACACGCUCAAAGCCGGCACGCGCCUGCAGCUGCCCCUCUGGCUGGCCGAGAUGCUGGCCCUCGCCAACAAUGCCGCCGCCUCCACAUCCGAAGACGCCAAGCCCUUCCUGACACUCAACCUCCCGCCCGCCCUUCGCCACGACGUCGUCCAGGCCCUCAAGGCCGACCCCCGCACCGUCCCACUGCGCGACCAGUCUGCCCAUUUCUACGCCCUGGCCACGCGCAUGCUCGACCUAUUUGAAGACGCGGACCUCGCGGCCGUGCUGCGGGAUGCCUUUGUGGGACGCACGGAUGACAUUGGCAUGCACGCGCGGAAAGUGGGUGGCCAGUCGGCCGGCGGCGCGGUGGGCGGUGCUGGAAGCGGUGGUGGUGGCAGUGGGAGCCGAGGUGGCUCGCUGACCCAUGCCGUUGGCGACUCGGCCGACCGCAAAGACGACCCGGGCAACACGAGCAGCAACCUGGGUGUUGGCUAUGCGGGCCAAGAGUUUUUGCGGAGCCUGGACGAGUGGGAGCGACAGGUGUUCCGGCAGGCGCACGAUGGAGCCAAGGCGAGCCGCGAGUUUGUUGACAACGUCAAGCGGAACUACUAG